GUACAUCUAAACCGGAGCCUAUAAUCUGGACGGUUCAGUUUGAACCAUGCAAUUUUAGUUUCUAACUGCCUGUGUAUCAUCCAUCACAGUCCGCCAGAGUAUCAUAGUAUUUCUCCAAAUAAUUACUCUUCUUUCGUCCAAUCAAUGCAACCCUUCCCGCCCGAAACCCCUCAUCUUCUUCUUCAAACACCAGAAAAUGUCCUCCAAACCGCCCGAUAUUACCGCCGAUCUCCCUCCCUCCGUUCUGGAUUUCCGAGAGUACGACGACGACGCAUGGUACGGCGUCCGUCUCGUCCUGGAGGGCGAGACGCUGACGGUGAAGUUCUUAGACUUCGGAGACGAGUCCGACAAGCGAUUGGGGCCGUCCGAUUUCGAGGACCCGAAAGCGCUGGACGAUUUCGCGGAACGGUUUCGGCCAACAUCUGUACAGUUACAGGACGGGGAGUGCCGGAGACUGACCGAAGGGAAGACCGUCUGCGCUUCGCACACGUUCGGAGAUAACGACGUUAGGUUCUACGACGCCGUCGUUGAAACGGUAUACUCUUCAGAACAUACAUUUGACAAAGGAGAAGAACAGUGUUUGUGCGAGUUUGUUCUUUUCUGGCAACAUGGUCCAAUUGCGGGGACAAAGACGUUAACGGGUAUUGAACACAUUUGCCUAAUACAGCCUGGAAGUGCAGAAAAUGAUCCAAAUCUGGAUUUCUUUUUGGAAAUAUCAAGAAAGAAACUUGAAUUGCGUUCACAUCGUGCUUCUUUCGUCACUGAACAUGAAAUUUCAGCAAAUGCAUGUGCUGCAUGUUUUAAUGAAACCUGUGGAUCUGCUGUCAAAUGUGAGCCCAACAUGCCUUAUAAACCUCAAACAUUCAAUUCUAAGGAAAAGAAGAAUCCUAGGCAGGGCCAUGUAACACAAACAUUUAAAGGGUAUAGGAAUGUUCGGAAAAAGAUUGGACAGGAUAUGGACUUGGGAGGUGGUGAAUAUUUUUUCACAAAGAGUCUCAACGAAACCAGAAAUUACCAUUAUAUCUUGAUUGAGAACAUGGAAACAGAUUUACCAUUGUCAGUCAUUGUGGAUUUCAUAUAUCAACAAACUUCUGUUUCAUCACACGCCUAUGUAACCCCCAGCUUAUUAUCAGAAUCAUAUACACGGGGAACUAUCUUUUUGGAUGGUCAAGAAAAGCUUGAGAAGUUAUCUAGGUUUUUACACAAUCCCGCUCAUCUCAUCAUGUCCUCAAGAGGAAGACCAUAGGUGAUAGUUGAGAAGGAAUGGAGACUAGGCACAUUUGAAGGCUUGAUGCGCCAACCCAAGAAGAAACCACAGAACAAAAACGAAGACCAUGCUGACAAAAUAAAGGUUGUGCAUAAGGGAACUAUUGAGUAUGAGAAGGGGAAGCAGUUAAGUGAAUUGUUCAUGGAGUUCUGUCAGCAUCUACAGGGCCUCCACAAAAGACUCACACUGGAAGAGAGAAAGAUCUUGCAAUCAGCCUAGAGAUCAGUGGGAGUGGUGAAAGAAGUCCUGAGAUCUUAUUUUUGUAUGUGCAACCAAUUCUGACUACAGAUUGGUCUACCUGAACAAAACAAUGCUACUGCUGAGGAUAUUUUCAUCAAGACGAGAUUGAGCCAUCGAUCAUGUGGACCAGACGAUUCAUCCGGUGCGCUAGUAGCUCUUUACAACUGCCCAUGUCUGGGCUUUAGCUUCCCACAUACCACGAGAAUGACUUUGUUUACAGAGUUUUCACAUGAGUGUUGCUUCUGGGAGACUGAAAAAAAUGCACCUAAAUAUCUUUAGACUACCACUAGAAUGAAUUCUCAGCUAUUUUGGGGAAGUGAAACUGAAGAUGUUAUGUGCAAACCCUUUGUAGAUGGGCCAGAGCUAUAUGGCUAUUUUUGUUAAUUACAAGGCUUUGACAUCAGGAGAUGCAGCUGUAAUUAUUGUCUGUACACAUGAAGAUAUGGACUGUUUAAGACAUUGAAUUUCCAUGCUCAUGUAUUUAUUCUUUUAAAUCUUCCAUUCCUUUCAAGAAAUCUGUUGUGGAGGAA
Magnolia sinica is the source of this 2037-nucleotide messenger RNA. RefSeq lists its product as uncharacterized. NCBI's taxonomy places the organism in Eukaryota, Viridiplantae, Streptophyta, Magnoliopsida, Magnoliales, Magnoliaceae. Gene Ontology annotation, molecular function: chromatin binding. The coding region runs from base 197 to 1246 and encodes 349 amino acids. The transcript is spliced from 7 exons. The record is from RefSeq and is a predicted model, not a curated record.